CCGAGUCCGGCUGCCGGGGCGCUCGCAGCACCUAGGGCCCGGGCGGCAGGAGCCCGUUACAGGGCGGCCCGGUCCCUGCCCCUGGGCUGUGAGUGGGGCACCGCUGUGCGGUGGGGGGCUGUGAGCCCGGACUCCUGGGUUCUCCUCCGGCUCUGGGAGGGGAGGGGGACUCGUGGGUAUAAGAGGGCCCCGGCCAGACUCUGCAGCGUGUGUCACAGAGCUCACACCCAUGUCCCUGCCCAGCGCCAUGGCGAGGGCCGCUGCCCCGUACAGAUGCCGUGUUCUGGCCUCGGUGCUGGCACUGAAGGAGCUGGUGCCCAGGCUGGCUGCCCCUUCCCCCCGCUCAUUGUGCCGGGCCCUGCACACCUCAGGUGCCACCCCCGCCGGCCACAACAAAUGGUCCAAGGUCAAGCACAUCAAGGGCCCAAGGGAUGUGGAGCGCAGCCGGCUCUUCCAGAAGCUCACCAUGCUGCUGCGCGUCGCUGUGAAAGAAGGGGGACCCAACCCUGAUCUCAAUACCAACCUGGCCAACAUCAUUGAGCAGUGCCGGAGCAAGAGCAUGCCCAAAUCAUCCAUUGAGGUGGCCAUCAAGGGAGGGGACAAAGGGAAGAGCUCGUACCUGCUCUAUGAAGCCAGAGGCCCUGGGGGAUCUGCGCUGCUCAUUGAGGUGCUGACGGACAAUGCAAAGCGAACCUACCAGGAUAUUCGGCUCAUCCUGAAACGCAAUGGGGUGCAGAUGUCCGACGGGGCCCGGCACAGCUUUGACAAGAAGGGGGUGAUCACGGUCAGCGGGCACGACUCUCAGCAGAGGCCAGUGGCCCUGGAGCAGGCCCUGGAGCUGGCGAUCGAGGCCGGGGCCCAGGAUGUUUGGGAAGAAGACGACGAGAAGGAGCAAGCAGUUCUGAAGUUUGUGUGUGAGGUGCCAUCACUGCACCAGGUGCGGCAGAAGCUGGACUCGAAGGGGCUACAGUCGCUCUCCGCUGCCCUGGAGUUCAUCCCCAAUGCCAGGGUGCGGCUGACCGAUGAGGAGAUGGAGCGGGCAUCCCAGCUGCUCUCCAUGCUGGGCGACUGCCAGGAGGUGAUCCGGGUCUACGACAACAUCGAGGUGAACCAUCCCCAUCGCAGCUCUCCAGGUGCCAACACUGGGUGCAAUCUGGCGGCACUCUCUGGGGCAGAAACCCUUGCUUCUGAGGAUGGGGCGUGUUCUCUGAGGCAUCUUAUGGCUCCUAACUUCGUCCCCUGGGAUUUGUGACCUGAAUGCCUCGGCUCCCCUCUUGAGUCUGAUCCAGCAGGCCUUCUGCAGUAAGGCCUCCCUGCGUGAUGCUCUGGCAUGUCCCCCUCCAUGGGAUGGGUGGAGGGAACUUCCUCUGCACCCAUACAGCACCGAAUACUCCGCGGAUAAAGAGUAACACUGUGCCAAGGCGAUGACAACCUGCGGACUUAACACCUCCCUGUUGUGUGACCCCAUAUUCAGCACCCCCAGCGGGAGAGCAAUAGGGAGCGCACCCCACCCUCCAAAUGUACUGUCUGGGGAGGGCGGCCUUUCCCUUACAUUGCUUAAUAAAUGGUUUGCUUGUCA
Malaclemys terrapin pileata is the source of this 1579-nucleotide messenger RNA. Its product is annotated as translational activator of cytochrome c oxidase 1. The transcript is spliced from 7 exons. NCBI's taxonomy places the organism in Eukaryota, Metazoa, Chordata, Testudines, Emydidae. The record is from RefSeq and is a predicted model, not a curated record. Gene Ontology annotation, cellular component: mitochondrion. Bases 230 to 1252 code for a protein of 340 amino acids.